AUGAAGCUAGUUUAUUGGAAUAUUCGCGGUAUUGGUAAUUCCGAUACACGUACGGAGCUUUCUAAUGUUUGCCACUCUCAUCAUCCUGACUUGGUUUGCAUCUCUGAACCUAUGGUUACUUUUGAUUCUAUUCCUUCUGCUUAUUGGAAUUCAUUAGGUCUCUCUUUACUUACUAUCAAUAACAGGGAUGAUUUAUUGCCUAAUAUUUGGGUUUUGUACUCUACGGACUAUUGUUCUCCUACUGUGAUUUCUUCUUCAGGGCAACAAGUUACUUUUCAGACUUCUUUUGAGGGUGUUCUUUCUCAGUUUACUAUUGUUUAUGCGGCUACUACCUCGACACUUCGUCGUGUUUUAUGGUGUGACCUCUUAAAUAUCCGUUCUAAUACUACAAUGCCGUGGAUGGCAAUUGGUGACUUUAAUGCUAUCCUUGGAGCGCAUGAGCAAAUGGGUGGUCACUUGCCUGCUCGAACUUCAUGUGAGGACUUUCGCAGUACUACUGAGCUUUGUGACUUUACUCAUAUGGAUACUACUGGUGCUUUUUACACUUGGACUAAUGGUUGGAAUGUCCGUGGUUAUAUGGAGAGGCGUCUUGACCGCUCUCUUUGUGACACACGUUGGUUACAUUCUUGGCCUUAUACUAGUUGUUGUGCUUUACCCAGGGUCGUUUCUGAUCAUAAUUGUCUAGUUUUCUCGGCUUCUGCUAUUCGUCUUGGAGGUCCGCGACCUUUUCGGUUUCAGUCCAUGUGGACUUUACAUUCAGAAUUUUCUGGUUUGGUUGCUAAGUGUUGGCAAUCAACUGUUGUCUAUGGGUGUCCCAUGUUUGUUAUGUUGGAAAAGCUUAAGGCCCUUAAGCGCUGUCUUCGAGUUUGGAACUCUACUGUUUUUGGCGAUGUCCAUAGAAAUGUCACUUUUGCUAAAGAAAGACUUCAGAAUAUCCAAAAUAGUAUUUCUUCUGAUGGGAAUUCGCAAGAGAAGUUUAAUGAGGAAGUUGUGGCUAAGACGGCUGUCCUCGAUGCUCUUCAGAUGCAAGAAGCUUUUUGGCAUGACCGUGCUCGAGUUAAAUGGCUCACUGAGGGUGAUCGUAAUACCGCUUUUUUCCAUGCUUAUGCUCGAGGUAGGCAUUCUUCCUCCAGGAUUGUAAAUCUUUUAGAUGGUGAAAAUGUACUCUCUUCACAUACUGCUAUUGUUGAUCAUGUGGUAAACUUUUAUCAGUCUUUAUAUAAUUCUUCGUUCACCCCAACUGGAAUUGAGGAUGUUUGUGGUGUAAUACCACCUAUGGUUAGUGAAGAGGAAAAUCUUUCUCUUUCUUGUUUACCUUCAGCAGAUGAAAUUAGAAGUGUUGUCUUUUCUAUGGAUCCUUCGAGUGCUCCGGGACCUGAUGGUUUUCCUGGUUCCUUUUAUCAGUCAUGCUGGGAUAUUGUUGGUUAG
This is a messenger RNA of Malus domestica (apple), 1428 nucleotides long. NCBI's taxonomy places the organism in Eukaryota, Viridiplantae, Streptophyta, Magnoliopsida, Rosales, Rosaceae. The record is from RefSeq and is a predicted model, not a curated record.